GCGAGCCAGCAGAGGAAGACCUUCCGUUACUGAAGAAUACUUUUCGGCCUCCCGCGCUAAAACACGUGCAUUCUUCCAUCAAUUAAACCGGCCGCCGCGCACGCACGCGCGCCGCUAAUUAACCACCGGGCGCGUCGGGAGGCGCGCGGGCGCGAGGCAGCGGGUUCCUGUGAGCUCUCGCGCGCGGAGGACCCCUUUCCUGCCGAGUGGAGGCGUCGCGCGGACACCGAGGACGCGAUCCGAUAAAGAUGGAUCGAUGGAGUCCGGCGCGCGGGACGCGGCUGCCGCUGCUGCUGCUCUUCUUCUUCUCGGCGUUUCACAGCUCGAGAGCAGCCAACCUUCUCGACGUCCUGAGCGUCCUGGAGCUGUCGGAGGACAUGGAGGGCGUGUCGCUGGAGUCGGGACUGUGCACCAGCCGGCAGGGGCGAAAUGUGACGGACCUCUCCUUCAGGAUCGACAAGAAGAUUCAGCUGAGCGCGCCCACCAGUCAGCUCUUCCCCGAUUCUCCAUUUCCCGUGGACUUCUCCGUGAUGACGACGGUCCGAGCCGUAAAAGGCUCCCAGGUCUUCCUCCUCUCGCUGUACGACUCGCAGGGCACACAGCAGCUGGGCGUGGAGGUCGGCCGCUCUCCUGUCUUCCUGUACGAGGACCACGAGAGUCAGCCACCUCCGGAACUGUACCCCACCUUCAGGAAGAUCAACCUGGCUGAUGGCAAGUGGCACAGAGUGGCCUACAGUGUGGAGGGCCAGUCGGUGACUCUCUACCUGGACUGUGUCAAACUGGAGACCCUGGACCUGCUGAGAGGUCACGACCCCCACGUCAGCACUGAGGGGGCCACCGUGUUCGGAACGCGACUGCUGGACGCCGACGUGUUCGAGGGAGACAUCCAGCAGCUGCUGAUCGUCGAUGACCCCCGAGCCGCAGAGACGUACUGUCGGGACUUCAUCCCGGACUGCGACGCCCCUUUGCCCUACGACAAGAUACUGGCGGAGCCCGAGGAGGUGAAGAAAGCACCUAAGAAGGUGUACGAGGAGUUUGACUACAGCGACCUCUACGUUUCCACGGCAACGGCAGGUCCCAACGUCGCCGAGUACGAGAUCAUAGAGUACGAAGACUACGACAACGCAACGGACCCGUACCACGAGAGCGAGUACGAGUACGAGGAGGAGUACGACGAGCGCUACGGGCCGGCCGAGAGGCAGCGAGAGGACGCCGUCAACGCGCUGGACAUUCCGGAAAAAGGAGAGAAAGGAGAGCCGGGCCUUUUGGGAUCGGGAACGCUGAUCACAGGACCAUACGGGCCUCCAGGACCUGAGGGGGAACCGGGGCCUUCAGGAAUCACGGGACCAGUGGGACCUCGAGGAGACCCGGGGGAGCUGGGUCCGCAGGGGCGUCCCGGCCUCAACGGAGCCGACGGGAUACCAGGUCCCCCGGGGAACAUCAUGCUCAUACCGUUCCAGUCCAGUGGUGAUUCAAAGUUAGGGACUUUGGUUUCUGCGCAAGAGGCGCAGGCUCAGGCCAUCCUGCAACAGACCAAGCUGGCUAUGAAGGGACCUCCGGGCCCGCUCGGCCUCAGGGGAAGACCCGGACCGCUGGGUGCAACGGGUCCCUCUGGGCUGAAGGGGAGCAGCGGAGAAUCGGGGCCAGCGGGUCCUCCAGGACAGACAGGUUUACCAGGUCAGAGCGGAAGAAUUGGGAAAAGGGGUCGAGCGGGCGCAGACGGCGGCCGUGGCAUGAUAGGAGAGACUGGAGUAAAGGGGGACAGAGGCUUUGAUGGCUUACCAGGUCUCCCUGGAAACAAAGGACACAACGGGGAAAGGGGAAAGCCGGGUCCCGUAGGUCCUUCUGGAGAGCCGGGUGAAAGGGGCUCUGAGGGUCCAAAUGGACCAAGAGGACAACCAGGGGAUGCUGGUUCCAGAGGCCUGAACGGCCCCAGAGGUCGUGCAGGUCCCCAAGGCCAGUCUGGCAUUCGAGGAAUCGACGGGGGUCAAGGUUCAAAGGGAAACAUGGGAGGCCCGGGGGAGGUCGGAGCACCCGGACAGCAAGGCAACCCCGGCAUUGUGGGUUUCCCCGGUCCUCAGGGGUUAGUGGGGCUCCCCGGAGAGAAGGGGCCUCAAGGGAAGAAAGGGGUGCAGGGUUUACCCGGGAACGACGGGCCCUCAGGUCACCCCGGGAGAGAAGGGACUCCCGGUGAAAAAGGCCUGCCGGGUCCCCUGGGCGUGCAGGGCCCCGUCGGAUACCCCGGACAGCGAGGAGUUAAGGGAGCGGACGGAAUAAGAGGAUUAAAGGGAAGCAAAGGUGAAAAGGGGGAGGAUGGGUUCCCAGGGUCAAAAGGGGAGAUGGGAGCAAAGGGUGACGACGGAGACAACGGGCCUACGGGCGGCCGAGGGGAAGACGGGCCUGAGGGGCCCAAAGGACAGAUGGGUUCUCAAGGAGACGGUGGCGCCUCUGGCACUUCUGGGGAGAAGGGGAAACUGGGAGUUCCUGGGCUGCCGGGAUAUCCAGGGCGACUGGGGCCAAAAGGCUCUGACGGAUUUCCCGGUUCAGUGGGAGCUGCAGGAGAGAAAGGGAAGAAAGGUCCUGCAGGACAACCAGGAGGCGGAGGCCAGCGGGGUCCGAAUGGUGCACGAGGUGGCAGAGGGGCAAAAGGGCCGACGGGGAAAUCGGGAGAAAAGGGCACCUCCGGAAAUGACGGACCUCCAGGACCUUCUGGUGAAAGGGGGCCUCAAGGGCCGCAAGGAAGGAAUGGAGAGGGUGGACCUAAAGGAUCAGGCGGUCCAGCUGGGAAAGACGGUCUUCCAGGUCACCCAGGUCAAAGAGGAGAGCCGGGAUUCCAGGGAAAGACAGGGCCUCCGGGACCCUCAGGUGUUGUGGGGCCACAGGGCAAAUCCGGUGAAUCCGGUCCUACGGGGGACCGAGGUCACCCAGGGGCCCCGGGGGUACCUGGGGAGCACGGUUUACCGGGCACCGCCGGGAAGGAGGGUGGAAAGGGGGAUCCGGGUUUACCUGGGACAUUUGGGAAAAGUGGCCCUCAAGGACUAAAAGGGUUCAGGGGGAGCCGAGGAUCUCCUGGGACGAUGGGACCUUCUGGUCUGAAAGGAGGGUCGGGACCUACUGGAUCAUCAGGAGCCAUCGGGUCUACUGGUGAGAGGGGCCCUCCCGGAACCGCCGGCGCCAUCGGUCAGCCUGGCCGGGGCGGAGCCAUCGGAGGACCCGGACCAAUGGGCGAGAAGGGCGAGCCGGGUGAGAAGGGCCCGGUGGGACCCGCGGGUCAGGACGGAGACCAGGGUCCCGUGGGGAUGCUCGGGGCCACGGGCCCCGCUGGGCCUCCCGGAGACGACGGGGAUAAGGGGGAGCAAGGGGAAUCCGGCCAGAAAGGCAGCAAAGGAGACAAAGGGGAAACCGGCCCACAAGGAUCCACCGGCACUCAAGGUGUGAUCGGUCAGCCAGGACUGCCGGGGGUGGAUGGACUGCGGGGCCCCCGGGGCCAGCAGGGAAUGUUCGGUCCGAAAGGAGACGAGGGACUCCGCGGCUUCAAGGGCUCCAAAGGACCGACAGGAUUACAGGGCAUGCCCGGCCUACCAGGAGAGAAGGGGGAGAGCGGACAUGGGGGGCUAAUGGGUCCACCUGGUCAACAAGGCCCCUCCGGGCCUCAAGGACCCAUUGGGGGACAGGGUCCGACAGGCCGACUCGGGAUGAUCGGACAGCCAGGUGUUGUUGGAGAGAAGGGGGAGGAUGGCGAGGCGGGCGACCCCGGAGCAGUGGGAGUUCCAGGAAGACUGGGAGGAAAGGGGGACCAGGGGGAGAAGGGAGACACGGGGCUUUCGGGAGCAGCCGGACCUCCAGGAGCCAGGGGCCUGACGGGGGAGGACGGAGCCAAGGGAAACUCUGGUCCUCCAGGCCUCACCGGGGACCUCGGUCAGCAGGGGGAGGCCGGACCCAACGGUGUGGACGGUCUGAGCGGGUCGAAAGGAGACACGGGGGACCCUGGGAAAUCUGGACCACCUGGAGCAGUUGGAGAACCUGGACCAUCUGGACCUCCUGGGCGAAGGGGCCACUUGGGGAAAUCAGGCAAAGACGGGAAGGCGGGUGUGAAAGGGGCGAAGGGCGCUGCCGGUUUCGAGGGUCCCGUGGGGAAGACGGGGCCCGUGGGGGCCCAGGGACACCCCGGCAAGCCGGGCCCUCAAGGUUUAAGAGGGAUCCCCGGCCCUGGAGGCGAGCAGGGUUUGAAUGGGCCGCCUGGCCAGACAGGACCCCCAGGUCCCAUGGGUCCGUCGGGAUUACCAGGACUCAAGGGAGACCACGGCAGAAAGGGAGACAAGGGUCACGGUGGUCUCAUAGGUCUGAUAGGGCCACCGGGGGACAUCGGAGAGAAGGGGGACAGAGGACUGCCAGGAAACCAGGGACUGUUGGGUCCAAAAGGAGACGAGGGUGCGGUCGGUCCAUCAGGUCCCCCCGGCCCUCCUGGCCCCAACGGUCUAUCUGGAGCUGUUGGUACAAAGGGCUCCAAAGGAAACCUGGGUCCAACCGGUCCUCGUGGGGACACCGGGCCCGCCGGACCUCCAGGACCACCGGGAAAGCCGGCUGUCGGCAUGUCCCCUCUGCCGGGGCGGAGGAGGAGAACCCACACCUCGGUGGACGGGGCCGCACUCGACGAGGCGGAGGAGGCGAUCGAUGCGGGCGAGGAGGGUUGGAUGCAGGGGGACCAGGCGGGCCAGGACGCCGGUGCGACGGAGGAGAAGGAGGGCAUGGAGGAGGUGUUUGCGUCUCUGUCCUCCAUGAAGGUGGAGGUGGACGGCCUGCGCAACCCACAGGGGACGUACCACAGCCCCGCCCGCACCUGCAAGGAGCUGUGGCUCCUCCACCCAGAGCUCCCCAAUGGUGAGUACUGGAUAGAUCCCAACCAGGGUUGCCAUAGAGACUCCUUCAAGGUGUUUUGUAACUUCACUGCACAGGGAGAGACAUGUCUGCAUCCUGACAAGAAGUUCCAGUCGGUGAAGUUAGCAGCUUGGAAAGGGGAAAAGCCCGACACCUGGUACAGUAAAUUCAGGAAAGGAAAACAGAUUUCCUACUCGGGCUCGGACGACGUUCCGCUCCACGUGGUCCAGCUGACCUUCCUGCAGCUGCUGAGCGCCACGGCCAAGCAGACCUUCACCUACCACUGCCUGAACUCCGCCGCCUGGCUGCACGUCGCCAGCUACGGCCACGAGCACGCCCUGCGCUUCAGAGGCGCCAACGGGGAGGAGCUGACGCACGAGAACGCGCAUUACAUCAGCGCGCUGUACGACGGGUGUCAGACGCGCUCGGGCCAAGAGAGGACGGUGUUGGAAUUUGAUGCCCCGCUCUCCAACACGCUCCCCAUCGUCGACGUGGCCGUGUCCGAUUUCGGGAAGGGGAACCAGAAAUUUGGUUUUCAAGUCGGCCCGGUCUGCUUCAACGGUUAACCGGAGGUCAUCAAACGGAGCCGUGGACACUUAGUAUUUUUUUUUUACAUGCAGGGAGAAAAUAUUUGCCACAUAUGCCACAUAUUUAUAAGUUGAUUUACCUACAACAGUGUUCCUGUUCAUUUAUUCACCUCGGCCAUCUCACAUGUCACAUGAUACACUCAAAUGUAUCGUCACUCGUAUCGCUCCUUGAGUUCCAUCCGUUGAUACCUUCAUUGAUCUAUGCACUCGAUCCCAUAGAUACACAAACAUUACGAUCAGUGAGUCUUCACAAACUUUUCUUGAUGUCAUAAAAACCUCAAUUUGCUGUGUUUUUUGUGUUUUUUUGUUGUAGUCAUGUUGUUAUAAUGAUCUGUUAUGUGAUGUAUAUUGGAGUGUAAUUCAUCACGGUGCUAUUAUGUGUUUCCUCGCGGGAACAUAUUCUUUUGUAAAAGGGGACUGGGGCAGUGCAUUUUUUAUAUAUAUAUAUAUACAUACAUAUACAUAUAUAUAUUGUGAAGCAUUGUUUUGUAUUUUUCAACAUAACAAACCAAAGUGUGGUAUGUGAUUGCCUCAAGGUCUUUCUGUGUACAGUUGUGUGGGGAAGUGACUGAGAAACCUAUUUUAAUAAAAGUACAUUAUGUACAAGUUAGUAUGAG
Gasterosteus aculeatus aculeatus (three-spined stickleback) is the source of this 6082-nucleotide messenger RNA. RefSeq lists its product as uncharacterized. The record is from RefSeq and is a predicted model, not a curated record. Gene Ontology annotation, molecular function: extracellular matrix structural constituent. Lineage: Eukaryota; Metazoa; Chordata; Actinopteri; Perciformes; Gasterosteidae.